CAUUUCUGCUUCGGUCACCAGCACGUAUCCCCUUGACAUUCGCCUCAACUCACUGGCCCACACUACGAUAUUUCCCUCCCUUCCGGCCGACGGAUUCUUGUUGGAUCUUGUCGGAGAGAGAUGACAGGUUCAGGGGUGACGGCGGCGAUGAUGGCGGUGGAGUGUCUGGAGGUGGGCUCGCACACGCUCAGUAAAGCAGCCAUGAGCAGAGGAAUGAGCAACUUCAUCUUUGUUCUCUACGAUAACGCCCUCGCUGCUCUCCUCCUUGUUCCUGCUUCCUUCUUCUUCUACUGGAAAAGAUCUCGUCCCCCACUCAGCUUUUCCGUCGUCUUUAAAAUCUUUGUUCUCAGCGUUCUCAGCUGUCCCGUGCAGAUUUUCAUGUCUCUUGGGAUAAGGUACAGCUCGCCAACGUUGGCCUCAGCAAUGACCAAUCUUGUCCCAGCUUUCACCUUUCUACUUGCCGUUGUUUCCAGGAUGGAAAAGCUGGAUCUGAGAAUCCAAAGCAGCCAAGCCAAGACCCUUGGCACCAUUGUGUCAAUCACAGGGGCCUUGGCUGUGUCUUUGUACAGAGGCCCGCCAGUGGCAAUUUUCCCCCCAUCAUCUAACUGUCUCCAUGAACAUCUUGUGUCCUCUCCAUCAAACUGGGUCAUUGGAGGCAUUUUCCUUGCAGCUGGUUGCUUCUUGCUCUCCCUGUCGUAUAUUGUUAAAACUUGGGUCAUCAGGGACUACCCUGAAGAGCUGAUGGUAAUAGUCAUUCGUUGCAUUUUUGUUGUCAUUCAAUCUGCCCUAGUUGCCCUAUUUGCUGAAAAGGACCCAACUGCUUGGAGACUGAGGCCUGGUGUGGAGCUCAUAUCAAUUGGGUAUUCUGCCAUUUUUUCAACCAUACUUCGAAGUGUUGUUCAUAUGUGGGCUUGCCGGAAGAAGGGACCUGUCUAUGCAGCCAUGUUUAAGCCACUUAGGAUGGUCCUUGCCACUGUUGCGGGGAUUAUUUUUCUUGGGGAUACUCUUCAUCUCGGAAGUUUGGUUGGUGGGGCCAUAAUAGCAGUUGGGUUUUAUAGUGUGGUCUGGGGACAACACAUUGAAGAAAAGGCAGUUGAAGUUGGUGCACUCUCUGGCUCUGAAUCAUCCUCUAGUAAAGCCCCUCUCUUGCAAAUCGAAGACAUGGAGAUAUAGAAUUUCUAUUUUAAAGGCAAAUCAUGUAUUGCAUUACGUAGCAUUUACAAAUCAGUAAAGCACUAAGAAGCAGUGGUUUGUCUGUCUAUUUCUGUUGUGAUGAAUAAUUGCCAAUCUAUGUUCUUUUAAAGAGUAAACUUUAUGAUUUCAAGAGGCCAUCUCUUCUUUUCUUCUUUUUCUUCUUUUUCCCCCCUUGGGCUGGGGUUAAUUGAGAACAAGCCACAUUGCAAAGUUGGGACAUGGUGAAGUGAGCAAUCUAUGUUGGAGAUGGUCUUUAUCAGAAUGUAUUGAAAAAUUCUAUUCAUCACAAGAAUUUUACAAUAAUUUUUUUCUUUUUGGAA
Malania oleifera is the source of this 1514-nucleotide messenger RNA. RefSeq names its product WAT1-related protein At3g28050-like. Gene Ontology annotation, molecular function: transmembrane transporter activity. Gene Ontology annotation, cellular component: plasma membrane. The coding region runs from base 121 to 1173 and encodes 350 amino acids. The transcript is spliced from 7 exons. NCBI's taxonomy places the organism in Eukaryota, Viridiplantae, Streptophyta, Magnoliopsida, Santalales, Ximeniaceae. The record is from RefSeq and is a predicted model, not a curated record.